AUGGAGGUCGACGCCUCCGAUCCUUUGCGCUCUAUCCCAAAAUCUCCGGUGGUCAUCCUGAUGAUUGGCAUGGCAGGGAGCGGGAAAUCAACCUUCAUGCACCGAAUGGUUGUGCGGCUGCAGUCAAAGCAGAAAAAAGUUUACACGGUCAACUUGGACCCCGCCGUCCGGAAUUUGGCCUACCCAGUAAACAUCGACAUUAGAGACACCGUUAACUACAAGGAGGUCAUGAAACAUUUCGGGCUUGGUCCCAACGGUGGCAUCAUGACAUCGUUGAACCUGUUUGCUACAAAGUUUGACCAGGUGUUGGCAAUCCUUGGCCGCCGCGCAGAGUCCUUGGACUACGUUCUCAUCGACACGCCGGGGCAGAUCGAGGUCUUCAACUGGUCCGCCUCCGGGCAGAUCGUGUGCGAUGCUCUCGCGGUUACAUACCCCACCCUCGUGUGCUACGUGGUGGACACUGCCAGGUGUGUGAAGCCUGUGACGUUUAUGUCCAACAUGCUUUACGCCUGCUCCAUUCUUUACAAGACCAAACUUCCCUUCAUCAUCGCCUUCAACAAGACUGACGUGAUUCCCCAUGACUUCCUGAAGGAGUGGAUGGAAGACUUCGAAAAGCUCGGAGACGCACUGAGCCGCGAGACCUCCUACGUUGCAAGCCUGGCAAGGUCCAUGAGCCUGGCCAUGGAAGAAUUCUAUAGCAACCUCAGGUCUGUCGGCGUCUCGGCAGUGACAGGCGCUGGAUGCGAGGAUUUCGAGAAAGCCGUGACAGACGCCUGUCAGGAGUUCGAGGAUAGCUACGUACCCUUCCUGCUGGAACAGCGGCGGGACCUCGAAGCCAAGCGCAGCGCGGCUGUUGAGGAGCAGGUCAAAGCCUUCGAGCGUGGUUUGGAUCGUGCAAAGCGAGGGCACCAGGAGAUGGGCAGGGAGGACAUGGAGCAGCUUGAAGAGGACGUUCGGAACUUCUCCAUCGCAGAGAAUGAGAUGGAUUAG
Molecule: messenger RNA, 990 nt
Organism: Symbiodinium pilosum
Lineage: Eukaryota; Dinophyceae; Suessiales; Symbiodiniaceae
Source: the annotation of a GenBank genome assembly